CCGCAAAAUCUCAAGCUUGAUGAUCGGGAACAGCGAGUGAGAGCUCCACGCAGCCCAUGACAACAACCAUACGACUGCCGCGAAGAUGAUGCGCCAACCCAUUACAAGUCUGGCGAGGGCUUUUCUCUCUCGUCCAACCAUCCAGCCCGCCCGCGUCGUGGUCCAGGCGCUGUCGCAAAGGACGUUCUCCUCUCUCCUCUCACUGCGUCCCUCAAUCACCCCACUCACUUCCGCCUUCCGUCGCCCGAAUGCUACGCCCUUCACGCCCUCGACGGUCGAUGCCGCCGACAUUGUUCCAACGAGCGCCAUCACGGAGCACCCUGCCCUGGGCGCCAUGCAGAUCCGCUGCGGUCCCCGUAACACGAUGAACCGGAACACCCGUUUGAUUCAAAAAAGGAGACAUGGCUUCCUUUCGCGCAUGAACAGCAAGGACGGCCGCAAGAUUAUUGCACGAAGACGGGCGAAGGGACGCAAGAAGUUGGGUGUUUGAGUGGAUGAUGUUCGGGGAGGGUAGCGACAACGAACAAGACUCAUGGAGGAUAGCGAGGACGAAACAAUGAGCGGUUCGCCUUGUUCCAGGAUUGGGCUUUGAGCAAGCCGGAGGCGGUGAACGUUCUUCGGUUUGAAUGACUGGGUCGGGUAUAGUCAGAAGACUCCAGCAUCAGGACCUCCAGAGAGACAUUGUUCAACAUGUAUCAAUAUGAAGUCAAAUGUACAACAUCUCAAUCGC
Molecule: messenger RNA, 730 nt
Organism: Colletotrichum destructivum
Lineage: Eukaryota; Fungi; Ascomycota; Sordariomycetes; Glomerellales; Glomerellaceae
Product: Putative large ribosomal subunit protein bL34
Exons: 2
Coding region: 86-490 (134 amino acids)
Biological process (GO): translation
Cellular component (GO): ribosome; mitochondrial large ribosomal subunit
Molecular function (GO): structural constituent of ribosome
Source: RefSeq, a predicted model, not a curated record